Lasiosphaeria miniovina is the source of this 1109-nucleotide messenger RNA. RefSeq lists its product as uncharacterized. The transcript is spliced from 4 exons. The coding region runs from base 80 to 1072 and encodes 330 amino acids. Lineage: Eukaryota; Fungi; Ascomycota; Sordariomycetes; Sordariales; Lasiosphaeriaceae. Gene Ontology annotation, molecular function: protein binding. The record is from RefSeq and is a predicted model, not a curated record. Gene Ontology annotation, biological process: protein folding in endoplasmic reticulum. Gene Ontology annotation, cellular component: EMC complex.
UCUUUCUAAUCGCAGUCUCAUCGACAAUUGCCCGGCAGUCAAUCCAAUCCAGGGAUCGCAUCGCACGAUCAAGUCCAGCAUGAUGGCUCCUUCUCUGCUCCACCCUCCCAGCCAGCUGUCCCCAGCCGCGGCUCUCGAGCUUUCCCAACAAGCUCCCGCCCUGCUCCAGAGCUCGCCGAGCACCGUCUCUUCAUCGCCGCUCGGCGCAAUAUUUUCGGCCUCGGAAUCCCCAGAACUGUGGAUAAAGUACGAGAACCUGCUGCUGUCCUGCCUGAGAACCGGGGACGACCUGGCCGCGCAGCAAUGCCUCGAGAGACUCGCCGCACGUUUUGGCGAGGACAACGAGCGCAUCAUGGCCUUCAGGGGCCUGGUUAAGGAAGCUGAAGCCCAACACCCGGGCAAGCUGGAGGCAGUCCUGAAAGAUUACGAGCAGAUACUAAAGGAGAACGACACCAACAUCCCUAUCACAAAGAGGCGCGUCGGACUCUUGCGGUCCAUGGGCCGCGUCUCGGAGGCAGUAUCGGCCCUCGUGCAGCUCCUUGACUUCUCCCCCACGGAUGCUGAAGGCUGGUCGGAGCUGGCAGACCUCUACCUAUCGCAGGGCAUGUAUCCGCAAGCAAUCUACGCGUUGGAGGAGGUCGUAAUAUUGGCACCAAAUGCGUGGAAUAUACACGCACGGCUUGGCGAGAUGCAGUGCAUGGCCGCUACUGCUUCGGGUGCGGGUGGCAGUUCCUAUCAAAAGUACAUGGCCGAAUCACUGAAGCGGUUCUCCCGGAGCAUCGAGCUGUGCGACGAUUACCUCCGGGGCUAUUACGGGCUGAAGCUGGUUACAAUGAGGCUCCUCAAGGAGUCGGGCAAGCCAGCAAAGCAGAACGACGAGGGUGGCUUGCGUCUGCCGGAUACAAGCACCAUUGAGCGGCUCAACGAGCUAGCUACUGCGAAGCUGUCCGAGAUUGUUCGACACAGCACGGCGGGGGAUCGGGGAUGGCGUGGGUACGAUGAGGUUGAGGUUGCAGCGGCGCGGGAGCUUCUCUCGGAAGACGCAUCUGCGGCAUCUAGAAUUGAGAGAUGACAUUCGUUGCGGAUGAGACAACCGGCACACGGCGCAG